GGCGACGUACCUCCUGCAUCGGGACAAGGAGGGGGAUGGUGAAGUAGUGAGAGUGAAAGUGGGAUGCUGGGUGCUGAUAAUGAGUGUGCUGCAUUGAUUCAAGGUAUGAUUUCCAAUGCCCAUUCAUUAGAAAAGCUGGAAUUCAUGCCGCCUUUUGAGUGCAUGGGAAGUGAAGGUUGUCAAGUAAUGUCUGUCAACAUGGUCCACGCUCUGCUGGCUAGUGAGAGCCUACAGUCUUGCAAGCUUUGGUGGGUUCCGGACAUGGCACUCACCACUUUAGCCAAAAGCCUUGCAUCUAUGGACAUAGGCUUUGAUGGUGGCACUCCUGCAGAACCGUUGGUCACACCCCUGAAAAUGAAAAGUGGGCUACAAGGGCAGGGAGUGCGAAGAAGAUCUCAACUCAAAGAUGUGAGCCUCAUCAACAAAAAGCUUAGCCAGGAAGCAACAACUGCCCUUGCAGCCAUGCUGGCAGCAAACAACACUCUUAAGAAACUGCGCAUUGAUUUUGACGUCUUCGACACUUAUGAGGCAGCUCAGGCAGACAUGAAAACGAUUGUGAAAGGGUUGCAGAGUAAUGUUUGUCUUGAAAAGCUCGAUUUGCGAUUUGACAAUAUUAUUGAAAAAAAUAUGACACUCCCAUCUGAAUUGAGGGCAGAGAUGCUCUCUGCCUUGGAGUCCAAUAAGACACUUCAGGAGCUUGCUUUCAAUCGGAGAUCUGACAGAGUUAUUGAUCGUAAGUUGUCAAGAAACAAGACUGAACGGCGGUUGCUGGAGGCUGGUGGAGGCUUGGAACGCACUACCAGCAGCCACAUCAGAUGCUUUUUGGCGGGUGAACCUCAUGUGGGUAAGUCGACCUUGAAGGAUUCCAUUUGCCGUGGAACAUUGGAGUACUGCAUAGACAAGAUGAAGCAGAUGACACCUGGUGAUCGGCCUGCCAAACCUCGAACGAAGGGCAUUGAGAUGGUCCAUGUCGCAUCGAAAGGGGUCAACAUCCAGUUCUGGGACUUGGGUGGACAACCUGAGUACCACACCAUGCAUGAUCUGUUCAUGCCAACUCUAGGAGAGGACAUGGCAGUUCCACCCAUCUUCUUGCUUCUAUUUAAUCCGGUACUAAUCGAAUGCGAGCAAGUAAUCACUGGUAACUCAUUGAAAAGUGGAAACAGCUUGGCUGCUGAAGUUGAGAAGAGACAGUGGGAUGAACUUCUUCAACGACUGAGGUACUGGCUGAGAUUCAUCGCGACAAACUGCAAAGCCGAAAGGAAGCCUUGUGUGAUUCCAGUAUGCAAUCCCCACUUGACUCAGAAGCAAAAGUUGUAUGAUUGUUACCCUCGUACUGGUAAGGUGGUCCGCCGGAUAUCUCAGGAGUUUCAAGAGACACUUGAUAUUACGGACAAGGUAAUCCUUAUCGAUGCCAGAAAGAAUGGUGAUGCAAAAAGGGUCCAGAAGUUAUUGUUCAGUAAGGCCAAGGAUCUUCUCCACAACACCAAUGUGCUGCAAAUCAUGGAGAGAGUGCAAACGUUGGUGGUGAAGUCCAGUGGAUCAAGGAUUUCCCUUAUGACUUGGACCAAGUUUCGUGGACUCUGCUGGCCAGGAGAUAUUGCAAGAGAGUAUCAGGAGAGAAGUCCCAGUGGAGCAGAAUUAUCGGGACCUUGUAAGACUGCGUUGGAUGGCAAUCUCCUCCUGAAAGUCAUGGUGAGCUAUCUCCAUGACAUCKGGCAAGUUAUUUGGUUUGAGYCRAUGCCAUUYGUAAUUACGAACCCCCAGUGGUUCUGUUGCAGUUUCGUUGGUGAGCUCAUCCCAACAGAAUUUCAUGCCAGUGGAGUCUUCAAUGGGAUCGCUGAUGUGAAACUUUUGGAACGCGUGUUCUCAGAAGCUGUUCCGGGGAAAUGCGAGGUUACUGUGCAGGAUGUAGUAAAUCUGAUGUUGAAAAUGGAGCUUGCCUAUAAGGUCUGUGACGAUCCCAAGAGCAGCCUGUUGAUACCAUCAUGCCUUCCUGAUCGUCAAGAUGGGGACAUGAUUAGUUGGAAAGUGGACAGGAAAAAUGGGCAUGAACAGGAAGGCCACUUUUUUGGCUAUCGGAUUGAAUGUAAAGACAAGACGCAGACAAUGUUGACUGCAGGAUUCUUCCAUCGACUGCAGGUGCRCUUCCAUGAGAAAUUCCACGACAAGGGUGUUUACAACUGCCAGAAGGACCUCUCUUACAUAUUUUACAAUGGCUAUGAGAUCUAUGUGGAGUUCGGGGGAAUCCAUGACGAUUGGAUUGACGUCUUGGUAUCAUCCCCCGAUGUUUCUGUUGCAGAAGCAGCUGAAUGGGUUCAUAGGAACAUUUUGAUAGCCAUCAACCAACUUUGCAGUGAGCCGACUGGUCUCCCAGGUGUGGAUCUGGUGACGAAAAUUGUGCGCCCACGCUGUUUGACAACAUGUCCAAUUGUUCAGCGGAGGUGUCGGCGUGGCGAUCAGACUGUCACAGAAGAAACGGUGAUCGAGCGGAUGGAGAUGGAGGAAAAUAAUUACAAUCAUUCAUGGCCUGCCAUUUGGGAUGAGCAGGGCAAGGAAAUUGUUCCACCAUCUUGCGACAAUGCGACGGCGUUAAUCAGACCGAAAACACUGGAGUGUCACCUGUCCGUUCAGAAGCGUGAGCUGCACAGAGUUUGUGAGAGCUUCAAUGUAGUUGAAGGGAGCUCAGGACAAAGACCGCAACAAUUUGGUUGCGAAAACAGCACUGGCAGGUUCGGGGAUUGCUCUGAGGCACCACUUGAAUGUGACCAGCCCACAGGCAAUGUUCAACCGGUGGGUGAUCCGGUGACAAGCACUAUACAUGAUCUUGCUGUAAAAUCUGACCAAAUCCUCUGGCACACGUCUGGUCGCGAAAACAGCACUGGCAGCUUCGGUGGUCGUUCUGAGGCACCAGUUGGAUGUGAACAGCCUCCAAGAUAUGCUCAAGAGUUGGCUGACUUGAUGACGAGGGGUUUUCACAAUGUGUGUAGAAAAGUUGACCGAAACUUUCGGUCCAUCAGCAAGAUGAAAGAAGUGGUGAACAUUCAGAGGGAAGAGCAAAGAAAUGCAUUUGCAAGAGUCUGCAGUGCUCUGUCUAGCAUAUCUGUUUUUGCCACUGAGCAGCACAGUCAUCGCCUACCUCAUCGCGUUUUGAUCACUGAGAGGACACCUGGCUCUUGCCAGAAACUGAGUUUCCUGAUUGGCUUGAAGCCAGUGGAGCUGCAUCUCAUGUGCGAAUCCCGAGACUGCUGCCAUGCUGUGCAUGGCCAGAAGGGGAAGAAGUUGCAUCUUCCGAAAGAGGAAAGUCGGCAUGCGUGGAMUCUCUUCAAGUGGACAAUUCUUGCUGUGACUGUGCUGUUGAAAACCGGCUGUGCAAUUUCCAUGGGGAUCCAUCAGCUUGUGCCAGACUUGGGUGGCGUGGCCAACUGGACAAGCUUUGUGAUUGGAGCAAUGGGUAAUGCUGGUCUGGACUUUGUAGACCUGGAAGACCUCAAGCGGAGAAUGAAUAACGUUGGAAAGGAUAUGUUCAAGGAUGAUGGUCCGGAAGAUGCCGUGAAGCGUCCGAAAGCGAUGGACUGGCUGGAGGGAAUCCUGGAAGGCGGGGCAAGCGAGGYACGGGAAAGAUUUGAUCUUAGCAGGGUGAAGUACAAAGACACAGGCUCAGUAGCGUGGAUAUGCAGCUCCUGUCUCAAGAACAGCCAACCGUUUGUGGAGGAAUUUUAGGUGCAGCUAUGCGACUAAACUGGCACAUGAGCCAUGUAUUCAGGAAGAGCCGGCUGUUUAUGCAGCUCCUGUCUCAAGAAGAUUCAGUGCUCGAUGCUGCUUUACUAUAAUGGUGUUGUAUUGCGUAGACGAUAGAAUAGGUGGUCAUGCCUGCAGGUUGAGAGGCCAACCUGAACUCAGAACUUUCCUGCUGUUGCUGUGUUCAUUACUAGGACCUCAGCAGCAGACUCUGAAGGUUUUUCAUCAUCGAAGAGACUUUAAACUUUGACUGUUCUCGGUCGGAUGUGAGCAUUGCUUUGCGGUUUCUGCUACUACUCUGGUCACCAUAUACAUGCUGGUUAAGAGGGUUCAUAGAGCUUGUGAUUUGAGUUUCCUUGUGCAGAUUCCUUGCAGUCUGGUAUUGGGCCCGUUUCCUACAAGAGGCUACCUACCGUCUUCACCCGAAUAGAACGCCCGGUCAUUACAGCUGAAUUUCGUGCAACUUUCAAUCUUGAUACAGUGAUAAAGACCAGGCGUUCUAUUCGGGUGAAGACGGUAGUGGUGCGAGAAGCAGGGCUGAGCAGAACACCGUUGAGAGGCAGAUUGGUUGACGUUUUGCCAUAGAGAUCCUCUGCUGGGAUUGAGAGCAUAGGGGAGGAAGAGUGAAGAAGGAUGUAUGGCAUCCAAUGAAGGCGACCUAUGGUGAUUGCCGCUCUUGAUGUGGUGGUACUUGACUCAGUAUCACUCGGUUUUGCAAAUUGGCUCGAUGUACUACCUCAGCGUUGACAGAUGAUGUCGUCAAUGACAGGUGUGAGUUGGCAAGCACUAAUAGUUAUUCAAAGCUGCAUAUUAUCUGUCUAAUUCUCUUCUUAGCAUGAGGUUGACCGAACCGCUUGAGAGUCAUUUUGAUUGGGAGGUGCACGUGGCAUUCAACAUUGAGAGUCGUCUCAAUUGUGAUGGUUUUGGAGGGAGAUGGGCUGCAUACGGGAAGGUGGAGCACAUGAUGUGGGAGUGGUACACGCAUGCAUGCGCUGAACACGCCAGCAGCUGAAGGAUGCACAUCACCCGUUACCGAACUGCUUGAGAGUCGUUUUGACUGGGAGGUGCAAAUGGCGUUCAUCUCUUGAGAGUCGUCUCACUUCGGAUGUUUUUGGUGGGAGAUGGGCUGUGCAUGGGAAGGUGGAAUACAUGAUGUGGGAGUGUUACACGCAUGCAUGCGCUAAAAACACGCCAGCAGCUGAAGGAUGCACAUCAUGCGUUCACUGCAGUAGUUGCUAGGGACAUGAGUAGCCUCCGAAACGCACACGUUGGCGCGUAUGGCAUGGUGAGUCGUUAAACUGCCUGAGAAAUUAUCUGGUCACCUAUCAACAAUUCACAAGAUACAAUGUUGUGGGUGAUGGAGUUUCCUUCAUUCGAGUGGGAUGAAGAUAACCAGCGGCUGAAGAAUGCACACUCUGUUCACAGCAGCAGUUGCUGAGGACACGAGUAACCUCCGGAGCACACAUGCUCUCGCAUAUGACAUGGUGUAAAAUGGGGUGGAGAUUGGCGGAAGAAGUCCGUAAAUCUGCAAGCAAGAGGUUCAAGAGAAGAUCUUUGAGGCCAUAAGCGGAGGAAGAGUUCGAGUUACCUCUGGAUGCGCUCGACCUCGGUGCGCCAUUCCAUGGACGCAUUGCAUCUGUGCUGGACCACAUGGUGAUGGUAUUCGUGAUGCUCUUUCCAGCACAGCCAUCAAUCUGGGGUGCCAUUGCGCUCUCGAAAACAAGACAAGCUCAGUUCGCAAUGAGAAAG
This is a messenger RNA of Chara braunii, 5487 nucleotides long. The record is from the annotation of a GenBank genome assembly. Lineage: Eukaryota; Viridiplantae; Streptophyta; Charophyceae; Charales; Characeae.